AUGACUGUAUUUAUUGGUAUUUAUAAGGCUAUUUAUUCGUAUGAACCUCAGACUACGGAUGAAUUGGCUAUCGAAGAAAAUGACUUACUAUAUCUUUUGGCUAAAUCGGAUAUUGAUGAAUGGUGGACCGUCAAGAAAAGACUUUUGGGUACAGAUACUGAAGAACCUACAGGGUUGGUCCCUUCAAACUACAUUGAAGAGGCUCCAGUGAUCUCUCAUGUUAAAGCACUAUAUGACUAUGAACAACCACAAAAUCCAAGCGAGGAAUUGGUGUUUCAUGAAAAUGAUACAUUUGAUGUCUACGAUGAUAGAGACCCUGAUUGGAUCCUUGUUAAAUCUAAUACCUCUAACGAAUAUGGGUUUGUACCGGGCAACUAUGUAGAACCUAUUGGUGAUAAUACUUCUACUGUUGCUGCUGCCAUCAAUACCAACAACACUACUGUUGCUGUUGCUGCUGCUACUACUACUACUACCGCUUCUACUACACCGGCUACUGUUUCUAAUUUUUUACCACCGCCACAACACAAUGCAAGAUCUAACUAUGUGGAUUCUCAACCAUUUCCUGAUUCUAAAAAUAAUGAAAGAAAUAGUCAAAAUAAUAUAAAUGAAGCACAAGAAGAAGAAGAUAUUCCACCUCCAAAACCAAUGAGGCCUGUCUCCACUAUGAUGGACAACAAUAGUGGUAUGGAUAGUAGUCCUAAGGGUAAUAGGGAAAGAGCUAGAAGCGGUGCAUCAUAUUACUCUGGUGAUGAAGAUAGAUAUUAUGAUAAUUCAUAUUCCCAAAACAGAAGAAAUAUAAAUACAGACAAUUAUAAUAGACAUACUGAUGAUAAUGAUGAACCACAAGAUGAUUUUUAUCAGACUUGGAAUAUCCAAGAGAUAGAUGGUCGUAAGAAACAUAAAGCAAAAUUAGCCAUCGGUCAUAAUAAGAUCUCGUUUAUCCCAAGUAAGAAAGAUUCUGUGCCUCAAGAAUGGACUAUAGAUAAGUUGGUUUCUUAUGAUCACGAAAAGAAACAUAUGUUUUUGGAAUUCGUGGAUCCAUAUAAGAAUUUAGAAUUACAUACUGGUAGUAAUGACAAAUGUAAUGAAAUUAUGACGAUCCUAGGUGAAUAUAAAGGUGCAUCCCGUGGUGCAGGUUUGAAAGAAAUUGAAAAUGCAUCUCAGAUUAAAAAAAAGGGUAAAAUCUUAUAUGAUUUUAUUGCUGAAUCUCAUGAUGAAUUAACAGUUAAAGAAGGUGACAUUGUAUAUAUUGUUAACGACAAAAAAUCACCAGAUUGGUGGAUGUGUGAAAAUGUGUCUACAGGGAAAAGGGGUGUUAUUCCAGCUCAAUUUGUGGAACGGAUGACUGGAUCGCAAAAUAAACCUGAGAGGAGUAGUAGUGGGUUUUUCAGUUCUUUUAAAAAAGUGGCUAAGGGAUCAAAUUCCAAGUCUCCAUCUAAAGCAAAAAGUUCCACUCUAGGUGGAUUGAACUUCUCUGUCGAUUCAGGCACUUGGAAGUCUGAUGCAAAUCAAGAUAUAUCUGAGAAAAAAUCAAGAAGUAGAUUUAAUUCAUUUUCUCAUAAGAAGAAAGCAUCUUCGUCUGCCGCUUCUGCAAACGCUGAUUCUAAUUCUAGUAAGAAGACUUUCCCAGAUCCAAAGAAAUCUCGUAUUUGGGUUGAUAGAACUGGUACAUUUAAAGUUGAAGCGCAAUUUAUUGGCUGUGCUGAUGGUAAGAUCCACUUGCAUAAGGCUAAUGGUGUCAAGAUCGCCGUAGCAGCAGAGAAAUUGUCAGAAGAUGAUUUAGUUUAUGUAGAAAGAGUUACUGGUUUUAGUUUGGAUAAAUUCAAGCCAAAUGUUAAUAAUAACACCACCACAAGUGGACUUUCCUCUAGUAAAGAUGCAAGAGAACAGGAACGAGAAAGAAGAAGAAGAAUUAGAGAAAAGGAAGAAAAAGAACGUGAUAGAAUGUUAAGAGAAAGAGAAUUAAUGGAAUUAAAGAAAGCUAGAGAAUUAUUAGAUGAGGAAAGACAACGUCUACAACAACAAAAAGAAUUGCCACCUGCAAAGCCCCCAAGGCCAGAUGUAUCAAACAAUGUGGAUCGUCGUAGUUCUACAAGACGCACUUCUUCAAAUACAAAAACAAAUAAUUAUGAUUGGUUUGAAUUCUUCCUUAACUGUGGUGUUGAUGUCAGCAAUUGUCAAAGAUACACAAUUAAUUUUGAUAGAGAACAAAUCACUGAAGAUAUGCAAGCUGACAUUAAUUCUUCUAUGUUAAGAACAUUAGGUUUACGUGAAGGUGAUAUUGUAAGAGUCAUGAAGUAUCUUGAUAAUAAAUUUGGAAGAGAAAAUCAGCCAGCACCAACUGGUAAUAUGUUUACUCAACCAGAUGGAUCACUAAAGGAUAAUACAGGUUCACAAUUAAGUAAUAAUAUUUCCCAUCAAGUACAACCUCAAUUAACUGCUCCAGCUACUCAACCCCCAACAAAUAUUGUGGAUGAUGAUUCUUGGACUGCUAGACCAGCUUCCAAAUCUCAACCUAACUUAGUUGUUAGCAACAAUGAAUUUACUGGAUCUGUUCAAGAAUUGUUAGAUUUAGAACCAUUGACACCAAAAAAAGCUGCACAAGCAACAUCUGUAAAUUAUGCAACUGAGUCUACAGUACCAGCGCCAAAAUUGGAUAACUUAGAGUCAGUUAAGUCCACAUCUGAUUCUACACAAGCGUCACAUAUUACAAGUACUUUGACUGGUGGUCCAGCAAUUUUACCAUUAGAUCCAUUUAAAACGGGGGGUAACAAUAUAUUACCAAUUUCUACCAGUUUUGUGAUGAUGCCAUUUAUUACUGGUGGGGUAAUGCCAUUACAAAAGACAGGAGGAAUGAGCAUUCCACAAACUACUUUUGGUGCUCAAUUAACAGGUGGGGUUUUACCUGUACAAAAGACUGCUAAUGGUUUAAUACCAAUUACAACUACCGGUGGUACUAUGCCUCAAACAACAUUCGGUACUCAGGUCACUGGUGGAUUGAUGCCUUUACAAACUACAGGUGGCUUCAGUGGUAUUCCAAAUACUUCUUUUGGAUUACCACCUGUAGGUUCGGUAUUGCCAGUUCAGAAGACUGGUAGUGGUAUAAUACCGGCUUCUACUACUGGAGGUGCUAUGCUACCAUUACAAGUCACUGGAGGUGCUGUUCCACAAACUAGUUUUAUGACUCAAAGUAUAACUGGUAAUGUAAAUGGUGUGCCACAAACGAGUUUUGGUAAUCAAAUAACUGGUGGCACCAAUAUUAUACCAACAACAAGUUUCAUUAAUCAAAUGACAGGUGGUGCAAAUGUAAUGCCUACUACAGGUUUUGGUAACCAAUUAACUGGUGGUGCUAAUAUAAUGCCUCAAACUUCUUUGGCUGGGAUGCAAACCACUGGUGAUGCUAUGCCUCUACAAAGAACAGGUGGGUUCCAACCACAAUCAAAAUUUGGGAUAGCAUUACAGCAAACUGGGGGACUUGCACCUCUAUCUCAGAAUCAAUGGACUGGUGGUGUCAUGCAACAACCACAAUUUGUUAACAACCAAAUAGGUAGUCUAGCUCAAGGUUUGCAGAAGACGUCUAUUUCACAAACACCCACAAUAGCGACACAACAGCCAAUGUUGCAAACUCAACCUACUGGUUUUGGAUUUGGAAAUGGACCUCAAUUGUCACAGCAGCCACAACAGCGUCAAGCCAAUAUUAUGAAUGCUAGCGCUGCAAAUCCUUUUGGUUUUUCAUAA
Arxiozyma heterogenica is the source of this 3738-nucleotide messenger RNA. It is a transcript of the gene SLA1, whose product is annotated as cytoskeletal protein-binding protein SLA1. The transcript has a single exon. The record is from RefSeq and is a predicted model, not a curated record. Bases 1 to 3738 code for a protein of 1245 amino acids. Gene Ontology annotation, molecular function: ubiquitin binding; identical protein binding; cytoskeletal protein binding. Lineage: Eukaryota; Fungi; Ascomycota; Saccharomycetes; Saccharomycetales; Saccharomycetaceae.